This is a messenger RNA of Cercopithifilaria johnstoni, 579 nucleotides long. Lineage: Eukaryota; Metazoa; Nematoda; Chromadorea; Rhabditida; Onchocercidae. The record is from the annotation of a GenBank genome assembly.
AUGAUACUAUUUUCCGGUCAAUUACCAUACUUAGUUCCAAUUCCAUUACUUCUUUUUAUUCUCUCAAAUUUUUCCGAUUCAAUUAAUACCCCAAAACGACGAAUUAUCCGUUUAUUAACUCCAUUAUCUAAGAAAGCAUCCAGUAAUGGUCAACAGUUAUUUCAAAACAUUGCAAAUGAUGAAAUGCAAGAUAUUGAUAACAUUUAUAUGAAAUUAUCUGAUUGGGCAAAAAAUGAAGGAUCCAAUUUUAUGAAAACAUUCGAAGAAAUUAUGAAGAAAACAGAAAAAGAAGCUUAUGAAAAACGUGAAGAACUUGGAAUGGAAAUAGAUCAAUUACCACCGUUAGUAAUUGAUGCUAUUCAAGUUGUUGAUAUAUUUCGGCAAGAUCCAACCAAAAGUAAUCAUGAAGAAAAGAAAAUGAUAAACGAUUUGAAGAAAACAAUAGAGCCGUUGUUUGUUAAUCGUUAUCAAAUCAUGUUGGAUCGUGCACAGAAAUUACAAGAUGAAUAUGGUAUCCAUUUGUUUCGGUCACCUUUUGCUAAACGUAGAAAACGUUAUUUCAACAAUGAUGAGUUGUAA